AUGGCGAAGAAGACUGCUCAAGCAGACCCCGAGUCUGCCACCACUCAAGUCAACAUUGCUGAUUUCCAGCGCACGCGAGAUUCGGUCAUCGUUGCUCUUGCAACUCUUCAGUCUAGCGUCCAGGACCUCUCUCGCGCCUACAUCCAACAUGCAAAUACUGUCCUUGCACCCGGAAAACAUGGUCUCACUCCUAUCGAUGCCAACCUCACCAGUAUUUUGACCGAGUCAGGUCUUCUAGCCGCUCCUGGUGCGGGUGGUGCAGCACCAGUCGAGGUCGAAGCCGACGGAAAGAAGAAGCGCAAGAGGACUCCACAUGAUCCCAAUGCGCCAAAACGCGCCCUAACCCCAUACUUCCUGUAUAUGCAGAGUGCUCGUGCAACUAUUGCCAAAGAGUUGGGAGAUUCUGCCAAACCAAAAGAGGUCGCAGAUGAGGGUACUCGCAGAUGGACUGAGAUGAGUCCCGCAGAGAAGAGUGUUUGGGAUGACAAGUACCAGAAGAACUUGGCUGCUUAUCGCGUCAAGAUGGCGGCAUACAAGGCUGGCCAGCCUGUUCCAGGAGAUGAAGAAGCCGCCAAACUUGUCGAAGCUGGCAAGGCUCCGGACCACAUUGUCGGUCUCGAUGCCGAAGCUGAGACAGAAGAGGAGCCAGUGGCCGCUGAAUCAUCUGACGAGUCAUCGCCUGAGCCAGUCAAGGAACCCAGCCCGCCCAAGUCCAAGCGCCGCAAGACCAAAGAUGCUACACCUAGCAAGCCGACGCCAAAAGCCGACGCCAAGUCUCCUGAAAAGAAGACCAAGAAGGGCGGCAAGAAGGAGUCCUCACCAGCUCCAGUUUCAGCCUCCAAGACCGACAAGACUAAGAGGAAGUCGAAAAAGUGA
Messenger RNA from Exophiala aquamarina CBS 119918, 876 nucleotides. RefSeq lists its product as uncharacterized. The transcript is spliced from 3 exons. The record is from RefSeq and is a predicted model, not a curated record. The coding region runs from base 1 to 876 and encodes 291 amino acids. NCBI's taxonomy places the organism in Eukaryota, Fungi, Ascomycota, Eurotiomycetes, Chaetothyriales, Herpotrichiellaceae.